AACGCCCGGCAUAGAGAGCCGGAUUUACAGCAAAGCUUGGUUGUAUUGGUUGCAUGUUCUCAAAGUUCUCGUCAAAAUGAACGCCGUUAAUGGAUUUAACUUCGCGUAUUACCCAAAAGAAACCGAGGUUAAGGAAGCGUUAGAUACAUUAAGACCUGUGGGACUUCUAUCGAAGGCGUACGACCAGUUUCAACUGAAGAGAUACAAGAGAGAGGAGAAAAUCCGAAACACCCAUCUCGUGACCAAGGGAGAUGAGGGCAUGUCAAGCUCCUGGAAAAUAGAGAGACCGGAGCCCUUAGACUUGAACCAGAGCACAAGCUACUUCAAGGCGAAAACAGAGCAUGACCGCGUCUCGACUUACGAUCGAAUCAACACCGUCGCCCUCGGCUACAACCAGAAACUACAUCGAGAUGACCGCGAACACGCCAAGUCUCGUGGUCUAAGAGUAAAUGACGAGGAGACCGCCGUGCGAGUCCCAGUCCUCUCCUCGUCCGUGUAUGGCCACCCGGCCAGACGCCCCUUAGAGUUCCAAGACCGCACCCAUGUCAGGGUCGAGCUGUGCAAAAAGGACUUUUUACGCUUAGGAGGUACUGAUAUAGGGAACAACCCCAACCUGCAUUGACAACCGGGAACCGGAAGUAGCAACUGAAGUACUCAAGAUCCGGAACCGGAAGUGAUCACUGGAGUAGACUCGGAUCCGAAAGUACGAGUUGAGCUGUACAAACGAGAACCUGAUACUAGCAGUACAGCCAUUCUGAAAUUUCAUUUCAAAAUCCUUGAAGCAUAUCGAACAGGAAAACACUUCCACUAACAUUACACACCCACUUUUGAUGUUUUUGUUUUGGCCACGGAGGAUUAGUGCUCCUAUUAAUAAUCCAGAAUGGCAAAAGAAAAUGUUUCCUUCAAAAUACAUGGAUUUCGAAGAUCAGAAUACAGUUUAUAUUUUUUAAAGAGUGAAAUGAGUUAUGUUGCUGGAGGUUCGCCGGGUAUAGAUUGACUGAACUUCAGCCAGAACCCUUUUUAGCAAGAAUCGAGCCCGCAGAUGCUCGGUACCUUUAUGGAGUAACAAUAUACACCUUUCAAAUAGGGUUGGCAGCAUCGGCAUAGACAGGAUUUUUAACAGGAGGGGACCCAAGAGGCCCUUGCAAGAAAUUUUGUCAAAUGGCAGUUCUUCUAUCAAAAUAUAGCAUGGAACUCGUCAAAUGUCUACUAAAUGUACAGGAAAAUGUGGAUAAUUUCUGCUAUUAUAUUACUUACAAGAGACCAUGAUGUAUCAUGGUCUCUUGAUUACUUAUCAUCUUUAUUCUCCCAAAUAAUGAUACCGAUAAGCAGUGAAUGGUCUUAGAACUGCCAUUUUCCAUUCGCCGUUUGCACUGACAAGGUUUAUCGAAAUAGGUAUACACUCAGGUGGAACCGUUAUGACGGACCCCCGUUUAACGGACAAACUAAUAUAUCAUUUGUAUAAAUAGGUUGCGCAAACAAUAAAGUAAAGUGAGUUCUAUAUAAAGGGCGCUUUCCAAA
Messenger RNA from Nematostella vectensis (starlet sea anemone), 1521 nucleotides. RefSeq lists its product as uncharacterized. Lineage: Eukaryota; Metazoa; Cnidaria; Anthozoa; Actiniaria; Edwardsiidae. The transcript is spliced from 5 exons. The record is from RefSeq and is a predicted model, not a curated record. The coding region runs from base 77 to 622 and encodes 181 amino acids.